AUGGGCUCGACAGUUGAUUGGUCUCAGCGUCCCACUUACUCCCCGGAGCAAUUGGACAAAUACUUCGAUAGAAUAAAACUUCCUGCGAAGUAUCGGCAAUCUCCAGUCGUUCAGACUGGUGCAAUUAGUGACAAUGAGACCGCUUUAACCUUCUUGAAGGUACUAGAGCGAUAUCAGGUGGCAGCAGUGCCAUUUGAAAACCUCGAUUUGCAUUACUCGGUGCAACGCCACAUUUCCAUAGAUACGCAAAAGGUUUUCGAGAAGAUCGUGGGGGACAAGUCCGAGCGGGGAGGGUACUGCAUGGAGAACAGUACGCUUUUCGGAACUGUCUUGCGAAGCUUGGGCUACCAGGUUACCUCGGUCGGGGGAAGGGUUAAUGAAGCUGCACAGCCAAUGUCGGCCUCGAAGAACUGGAAGGGCCCUAAAUACGAUGGAUGGAACCACAUGGUCAACCUCGUUACUAUCGGCGAACAAAAGUACCUGAUAGACGUGGGAUUUGGAUCAAAUGGACCACACCAGCCUGUACCAUUAACUCGGGAUUUCGAGUUCCACAACGUGGGUGACCAGUCCGGAUGCCUGCGCUAUGGACCAAUCACCCAACAUACCAACAAGACCCAAGCUCUUUGGCAAUACGAGUUUCGGAAUGGGGGCGGAGACUGGAUCCCCGCUUAUUGCUUCACAGAGACCGAGUUCAUUCCCGACGAUUUCACCAUGGUGAAUUACUAUAUGAGCACCAGCCGAGACAGCUGGUUUACUUAUCAUGUUGUGUGUGUUCGGAUGCUCCUGGAUGAGGCGGGUGACAAUUUUGUGGGUGACCUAACGCUGUUUAAUAAUUCGUUAAAAAAGCGGAUGGGUGCCACAUCGGAGGUGAUACAGAUAUUCAGCUCCGAUGAGGAGCGCGUGUCUGCAUUGGGCAAAAUGUUUAAUAUCCAUAUUGGUCCAGCCGAUAGAGAUAGUAUCCGCCGCACUUUUUCGGAGAUUCUCUAA
Molecule: messenger RNA, 987 nt
Organism: Penicillium cinerascens
Lineage: Eukaryota; Fungi; Ascomycota; Eurotiomycetes; Eurotiales; Aspergillaceae
Product: arylamine N-acetyltransferase family protein
Exons: 2
Coding region: 1-987 (328 amino acids)
Molecular function (GO): acetyltransferase activity
Source: RefSeq, a predicted model, not a curated record